Molecule: messenger RNA, 1401 nt
Organism: Verticillium nonalfalfae
Lineage: Eukaryota; Fungi; Ascomycota; Sordariomycetes; Glomerellales; Plectosphaerellaceae
Exons: 5
Coding region: 1-1401 (466 amino acids)
Molecular function (GO): flavin adenine dinucleotide binding; monooxygenase activity
Source: RefSeq, a predicted model, not a curated record
AUGGCUACACUGCUCAUCGCCUUCGACGACUUUCCCGAAGACGUGAGGGUAUUGAAAGAGCCCUCAUCGGCCAUUGGCCCAAACACAGUUCUGUCUACCGACGUCGUCAUCGUUGGCGGAGGCAAUGCGGGAUUGAUCCAGGCUGCUCGUCUGAAAGCACUCAAUGUGGACUUUGUCGUCAUCGAGAAGAAUCCGCAAACUGGCGACAACUGGGCGAAACGAUACGACUGCAUGCGAUUUCACAUCGGCAAGAAUUACUGCCAGAUGCCAUAUCUCCCCUAUCCGGAGGAGGCAGAGUACGAGCUACCUCGAGACGAGCUUCAGCGGCAUAUUCAGCGCUUCGCGCGAGAGUUUGAUCUAGGACCGCGAGUGCUCAACAGCUCCACGGUCAAAGCAACAAGCUUUGACGAGAAGGCCCAAACUUGGAAGCUCAACUUGAUUGUCGAGGGGGUUGAGAAGUCAAUCACCUGCAGAGCACUGAUCAUUGCCACCGGGUCAGGGUUCAGCACGCCAUACAUUCCCGAUGUUGCCGAUCGAGGAGCGUUUAAGGGGCCGAGUCUGCACUCCUCAUCCUUUCGGAGCGGCAAGGAGCUCGUACGACACGGAGCCAAGUCUGUCAUCGUCAUUGGGUCUGCCAACUCGGCCUUUGACGUGUUGGAGGAUUGCCACAACGCGGGCUUGACAGUCCAGAUGAUCCAGCGAUCUCCAACAUACGUUAUUCCAAUGAGAUACUACGCUCAUCCUCAGGGUUUGGGGAUUUUCGACGUGGUUUCAACUGAGGUCGCGGAUGCCAUGAUUAACAUGGGCCCAGUUGCCAUCGUUGGUCAGCUGCCCGGGCUGGUCCACGCUGCGAUGGCGGCCGAAGAGCCCAAGCUGAAUGACGCCGGGUUCAGAGCGGUAGAUUCCAAGAAGGAGGACCUCAUCGACCAUCUACACAGCCGCGCAGGUGGCUUCGUUGUCGACAUGGGCACAGGUGGCGUUGAUCUCAUCGUACGCGGGACGGCCAAGGUUCGAUCUGGAGUCACGCCUGUAUCCUAUACAUCAACCGGAUUGAGGCUCAGCGAUGGGACACUGAUGGAGGGUGACUCGCUAGUUUGGUGCACGGGAUUCGAGACUGAUACGCGCAAAGAGCUUGUGGCGGUUCUGGGCGAAGGAGCUGACGUAGUGGCAAGCAAGAUGGAUGCCAUGCUAGGUGUUGAUGGUGAAGGCGAGCUGAGAGGGUUGUGGAAACGACACGGUGGGGUUGAUGGACUUUGGGUUCUGUCAGGGGGCGCUGGUCAACACCGUUGGUACUCAAAUGUGGUUGGCUUGCAGGUGAAGGGUUGGCUCGAGGGCAUUUUGCCUGAUGCAUAUCGCAACACGUUUGAGAGAUCGCAUCAGGCAAACAAGCCGAGCAUGUGA